Messenger RNA from Glycine soja, 453 nucleotides. RefSeq lists its product as uncharacterized. The record is from RefSeq and is a predicted model, not a curated record. The coding region runs from base 1 to 453 and encodes 150 amino acids. The transcript has a single exon. NCBI's taxonomy places the organism in Eukaryota, Viridiplantae, Streptophyta, Magnoliopsida, Fabales, Fabaceae.
AUGAAAUUUGCUCAACUCAUCAAAAACAAAUAUCUCCUGCAGGCUGAUAAAUGCUCCAAAUUCUUUCAUGCUUUAAUCAAGCGCAACAGACACAGCCGAUUUAUUGCUGUCAUAAGGCUAGAGGAUGGGCAUAACACUUCCUCCCAAGAUAAAAUUGCCCUUGCUUUUGUGAAUCACUUUAGGAAUUUGUUUAGUGCUCAUGAGCUGACCCAAACUCCUUCCAUUUCGAUAUGCAACAGGGGUCCUAAGGUUCCCACCGAUUGCUUUGCGGUUUUACUUUGUCCUACUUCUAAACAAGAGGUUUGGAACGUUAUUUCUGUGAUGGAUAACAAUAAAGUUCCUGGGCCAGAUGGUUUCAAUGUUUUAUUCUUCAAGAAGGCUUGGAAUAUCAUUGGUGAUGAUAUCUUUGCAGUGGUUAAUGAAUUCUUUACAACUGGAAAAAUUCUAAAGUAG